ACGGAUGAUCUCUAGUAAAACAAUCAUCAACAACACUAGAAUAACUGUUGUCCCUGAUUACUUAACUUAGAACAACUUAUCUGAAAUAAACACGUAAUAAUUAUUAUUCUCAGUCAUCAGAUAAAAGAGAAAAGAAAACCUUUAACGCAUUCACUCAUAUAAAUUAACAGAAACAUAUAUUGAACGAUGGCUGUAACAGGAAAAUCGACGAAAGGCGAUGGAAAAUCAAACCGCUUUCGACCAUUUAACAAACGUGGUUCAGUUCCACAACCUCCAAUGCCUUUUUUUCCUCCACCUCCGUGGCAUGCUCGUCAACCAAAAUCUUCAGAUGAUAGACAUGUUAUGGCUAAACAUGCCAGUUUAUACCCUGCUGAAUUGCCGGCUUUUCAGAAAAUGGUUAUUGCUUGUGAGAAAGCUCUUAAAUUAGUAUCAGAUAAACUCUCUACAAAUGCAGUAUCACCGUCUACAGAUAGUGAAACUCCCAAGGAGGAAGAAGACAAGCAGUCGACUACGGAGUCUGUAGAGGCGGACACUAAGGUAAACAAACCGAACAGUAACGUUUCAAAACAGAAUAACAAUCAAGAUGAUGUUUACCGUUCAUUGAGAGGUGUCCAACGAGUUGGUGUGUUUGGUCACGGGCUUUUGUUACAAACUGAUACUUGUGUCGAACUAGUAGCGUUAUCUGCAGAAAAGCCCACCGAGACUUUGCUCAAUCAAAUAUACGAAUGCUUUCCUUCUCAAUUAGCUCUUGUCACAGAUGAAAAAUACGAUAUGGAAAUAAAUGUGGCGCAAGCGGCUGUAAUAGUUAUUCGAGUAAAAGAGCCAAAGAUAAGUUGUAAAAUUUCUUUGACAUCUCCGAUUAUGAGGGAGAAUAUGGACACGCCGGUUGUCUCUGGAGGUGACGAGGACCAGCAGGAAGCAAAUAAUAAUGACUGUAAAACAGGAGAAGGAUCUGACCAGGCCCUUGAAGAUAGUGAUGCUCAGGGGACUUUCGAAGAAAGUAGUAACAAAGUAGAAAAUGAAACUGCGGCAUUGAACACUCAUUCUGAUAUGCACACCGAGGAAGCUGAUCCACCAGAUGUCUUGAAUAAAGGAAUUUGUUUAAACGCGUUAGCUGAAUUAAGGCGUGCCAAAUGGUUCCAGGCUCGGGCGCGCGGAUUACCUAACUGUUUGGUAGUAUUACGGAUUCUACGCGAUUUAUCUCAAAGAAUUCCACUUUGGUCUAAUUUGAAUCUGUGGGCGAUGGAACUGUUGGUAGAGAAAUGUUUAGGCAGUGUCAGAGCUGUCCUUGGGCCUGGCAACGCACUUCGUAGAGUUUUUGAGUGUCUAGCUGCAGGAAUAAUAUUACCAUCGUGUCAAGGUCUGUAUGACCCUUGUGAAAGAGAACCUUCUGACCCUAUCAGCGAAAUGACUGCCCAGGAUCGAGAGGACAUUACCGCUGCUGCUCAACACAUGCUUAGACUUAUAGCUUUUAGAAGAAUCCGCAAAGUACUUGACAUGGAACCCUUGCCGCCGCCGCAUAGGAAAUUUAAGCAAAGGAAGCGAAAACGUGUCGGAGAAGGAGCUGAAGGAGAUGCUGUUGAGAAAAGGGACAAACAAUGUGAUGAUGUGGAUGACGAACUUGUUGAAGAUGUUGAAGACUGUGACAUUGAGCCUUCUGAUGCCUAAAAAGAAAGCUCUCAAAAUUCUUUCGUUUAAUCUCCACACACACAUGCACACACACACACACACUCUCUCUCUCUCUUCUCACCCUCUCUGUAUUUCAGCCCUUCCUUAUGCAUUUCUUCACAAACCUCUUCCAUUAAAAAUUAUAUAUUUCAUAUUUUGAUAGUUUUGAAGCUAUCUGUUAUUCAGUUUUGACAAACCACCAGUAAUCACCCCGACUUUAAUCACUAUAUUUACAACAAUGUAAUGAUUAUUUCCUCUUUAAUGAAGCGAGAUGUGUUUGAAUUGAAGUUGCUAUAGAUGCAAGAAAAAUUUUAAUUCCAGUUUGGAAGCUGUUCUGAGUUUAAAAUGAAACUAGUUGUUUUUAAACAUUAUCAUGCAAAGAGCAUUGUUUUAUUAAGGACCAAACAGCUCUAAAAUGUUUAAUAUAUAUAUAUCUUGACACUGACUUAUUUCUAAGGGCGAUGUUAAAAUUCUGUUGUCACAAUAAUGAAAAAUUCUUCCUGCUUUUUUUUUAUUUUUCAAUAAUUAAGGAAGUUUUCUUGAUCGUGAUUUUUAAAGCUGAAAAUAUAUGUUAGAAUAAUCUGACCUCUACAAAUUUCAUUGAUUUUGAUUUUUAUCACCCCCUUCCAAAUUAUUUUCACUUGAUAAUUAAGAUAAUUUUUGAAGUUCCAUUGUAAAUUCUAUCUAAUUGAUGUCUUUAUGUGCGUUUAUAAAUAUAUAUAUAAUAUAUAUAUAUAUAUAUAAUCUGGGCUAUACUAAGGCAUCUUAAAGUUAAGAACAUGUCAUUAAUCUUAUAACACCUGAAUUCUUCAUAUCUCUGGUACUUCAUUUUAAUUAUGAUUUUUAUUGGUUUUCAACUCAAGAGCAAUGAUUCUUUUUUUUUAUGCUAAUGGCUAUGUUGCAUAAUUGCAGUGUUUUCUUUAUUUUUUUGUUACAGAACAUGUUGAAUAAGUGUAAUGCUUCUAUGCUCCUGGGUGGAUUAUAUAUGUUCAGGUUUUAAAUGAAUUACACUUCAGAGGGAAACUGAUGGUACCCCAACAUGGUCAAAGCUUCAAUAGUUUAAGUCUGCUUAAAAAAGUUUUUUAAUUCUUUUUUUAUCACACUUGCUUUUACUAUGGUAUUUUUUUAAAAUCUUUAUCUAAUCUAUACUGUCAAGGAUUUCAAAUUUACCAUUCCAACUAUGUCGUCACUAAAUUUCUCUGCAUCUGCAUACACACACACACAUGCACUCAUACAGUGUUGAAAUUAUCGAAAUUAUUCUGAUAGGAUGGGUAUCUAUUUGUACAAAAUGAGGACUAUUAUUCCUUCUAGACAGAGAAGCAAUCUUCACUCUGACUUACAAACAUUUAUGUGGCCUGUAUACAGCUCAUAUUUGUUGCAUUCCCUUGUAUUAUAAUUACUGAAAGUUGUUGGCGACAGAUUAAAGGUUCCCAAAUGACAUUUGUUUCAACAAGUCAUUUGCAGAUUUCAUCAAGUGUUGCAUGGUUGUACCGUAUGUACAGAUGCUCUUGAAUGCUUUGGGUUGCAUUCUCCUGUAUGUAUUGCAGUACUACAUGCAUAAAUCAAUGUGGAAUAAUGAAUUUGUCCUCCACACUCCACAGUGGCAUCUCAUACAAGAUUCCAGUCUUUUCAUGCAUGCUAGUUAAAUCGUCUGGUCUUUUCUGAUAUGACUGAUGCAGCCAUACAGACUCCAAUAUACUUAGAAUGCUGCACUUUUGAAUGGCUUAGUCAAGUAUUGCAUUGAUCUCAGUAUGUCUGGCAUGAUGUACCAUGUUAUACUUACUAGACAGGCCAUGAAGACACCUUUUCCCCCGGCAUCCAUUUGUUAGUUGACAUGUGAGCUCCAGUGAAUGAUACAAUAGUAAUAUGAAGCUGUUCUAAAGAUAACUGAGUUCCUUGAUGGGAAAUAGUUAAAGCUCCAAACUAGACAGCUGAAUAAACACCCUUCGGUUACAAGUGACUUCAUUCAAGCUGGUCACAUAUCUAUCAAAUUUCCACCGGUUUCUUGCUAGGUAUAUCAUUCCCAUUCUCAUUAUCUUCAUAUCUUAAGACUUGAUGCUAUGCUCACCACUACAGGUGACCAAUGUAAUCUCCAAACCUGGUAAUGAGAGAAUAUUGACUGAGAAAGAGGACGAGAGUUCUUCCAACCCAGCCAACAGAGUUUGUUUGUAAAGUGAAGAGGGAAAAAUAAGCAAGAGACCUUACGCCUAAGUCACCGUGGUUUAUAUUCCAAGCUGGCUUGGAGUAUAUUAUUCACAGAGGAAUCCACAAUGAUAAUAUCAUAGGGAUUUUCAAUGAUUAUUUCAUUUAUGUUUUGUAAUCUAGUCAAUAAAUAACAUGGGAAAAUCAUAAUGUAUACAUUAGUUACAGUAAAUAUAAUGAAUGCUUGGUGUGGCUCAGUUUUAUUGAAGCAUCCUAACAUUAGUGACAGCUUAGCAAAUUUGCUUCUCAAGGUUAUGUUAGGUACUUUCUGGUGUUAUGGGUGACCUGAGAAUUACUUGUUUUUCUUUCAUUCUCUCUAUGAUUGAAUGAACUAAAGUAUUGUUUACAUUUGGUUGGUGCCAAGCCAGGUUGCCAACCUAAGUGACAGAAUACACCAAUACACCAAAAGGUAUGCAUUGUCAAAAUCUAGUUAAGUUAGCUAUUAACUUGUAUAUUUAAACCUGUUUGAAAUAACAGACUUGAUGGUUUUACCCAAGACAAUCUUUGUUUUUGGUGAUGGUGGUGGUGGUGGGUUUAAUUGAGACUUGCACUGUAAGGAAAUAGGAAUAUUACCAGUUGUGCUGGUCAGGCAAUUGCUGUUUUGCUGUUCAAGCAAUUACUGUUGUUGCCAUGCUGGCAAUUACCACUGAAUUGUGCUCCCAUUUGCUGUUUUUGCUGCCUUCAUUGUUAUAAAUAGUUUUAUGGGACAGAGGCAAAUGUAGUGUUUUAUCAAAUUUUAAUUUUAUUUAGUGUAGUUGUAAGUGGGACCCUGUUAAACAUCACUGCUUAAAUAAACCCUCUGGUAUAGAGGUAGCCAACCUAAUGAAGCAUUUCAUCAAGAGAUUUUAGUUCAGAAUCUGCUGAUUGUGUGUAUUUUGAACCAUGAUGUAGGUUGUAUUAUAUAAAGACAAUUGGGUGUUGAUAAACAUUUAGCUGCUACAUUAAGCUAUUUAGGUGACUAUGAGGAACUAGUUUUGUUGAUCUGAUUCUCUUGCUGAAAUUUAGGCUUUAAAAACAAAUAUUUGUAAAUUGGAUAAAUGUUUAGUAAAUCAUGUGACAUGUAGUGGACUAUUAUUUAAUCUUUGGAGUGCUUGUGAAACUUUCACUCUUCAAGCAGUUAUAUUAUUUAACAGCUAAAGCCAUAACCAAUAUUCCACUGUUCUUUAUAGCAACAAUACCAAAUUGAUGCUGCUUUGCAGGUUCUAUUGAACUUUCUUUACAUUCUAAGUUCAAAUGCCACCGGGGUUGACUUUGCCUUUCAUCCUUUCAAGGUCGAUAAAAUAAGUACCAGUGGAGCAUUGGGGUUGAUGUAAUCAACUUACCCCAUACCCUCAAUUUGCUGGCCUUAUGCCAAAAUUUGAAACCAAUAUUCUCUUUAAUUAUUCCCAGGAGAAUGUAUUUUUUAUCUAUGCCUUGUCAUUUUUCAUUUUCAUUUUCUUUAGAAAACACACUAACAGAAUUAUACAGUAUUUGGAUCGUCCUACAAAAAAAACCAUUGUAAUUGUAGGAUUUGUGAGCAAUUAAUAUAUUUGUAAUAUAAGAAUGGCAGAAGAUGGUGAGCUGACAGCAUUAUUAGCACACUGGAUAAAAUGCUUAGCGGCAUUUUGUCCAUCUUUAUGUGUUGUGUUCAAAUUCUGCUGAGGUUGACUUUGCUUUUUAUCCCUUCAGGGUCGAUAAACUAAGUACCAGUUGAACACUGGCGUUGAUGCAAUCAGCUAACCCCUCCCUCGAAAUUGCUGGCCUUGUGCCAAAAUUUGAAUUCAUUUCAAACCAAUAUAUGAGUGGCAGAAACAGUAAAGUACCUACUAGCAUAUAUUUCAUCUCUUAGCAAACCAAAUUAAAAUGCCAACUUCUAGAGUCGUUAUAAGACGUACCAGUCAUAUACUGAGGUUGGCUUUACUUUGCUUUUAGAAAUUUGUGGGCUUGUGCCAAUACAAGCAUUUAUAUUUGCAUUAAAGGAACUUCAGUUUCCCAUUUAUUUGUACAGUAACUAAAUUUACCAUUCACAAUUAUAUAGUUACUGAAGUCCUGGCUUGCAGUAGAUUAAAAUGAAAAUAAGGACUAGGUUCUUGUAUAUUAAAUUAUAAUUUUGGUGACCUGUUGGUACUUUAGUGUUACACUCUACAUCAUUGAUACAUGAUAUACCACAUCAUUACUAUAAAGAUAAAUUCAGUUCACAACUACCCUCUUAAUUCAUCAAAACUGAUAAUAGAGGUCAUGAGGUCUUGUGAACUUUGUAAAAAAAAAUCCAGUUUUGAUGUAUCACUAUUUUCUCCAGAGCAUAUGAUUGUUACCUGAUGAUAGCAACUAUUUCAAUUUUCCUGUUGUUUUCUUUUCUGUGUGGAAUUGGGUGAAAUGCUUUUUUUUUCUUCUCUCUCAAUCACAUAUUUUUUUUUCAUUGAACAUCAUUAUUCAUUAUCAAAUUUUCAAAAUAUGUUGUUAAAAGAUGAAUUUGAAGUUUGUUGAAUAUAAAUGAAGAAGAAUAUUAAUCAAAUCAUUUUGUAAACCAAUGUAAUUUAGCCAUCUACAGAUAACGAGGUCUAAAUAUGAUUGAUUAUAUAUAUAUAUAUAUAUAUACAUAAAUGUAUAUACAUAUAUGAAUAUAUAUAUAUGUGUAUUCUUAAACAAGAAUAUUAUUGACAGUAACUUCAAAGUUUGGGGCAGUGAAGCUGUUGUUAGAUGAUGGCUUAAAUGGCUGAAACGUGAAGUCAUUGUCAAUAGUAUUCUUGUUUAAGAACAAUAAAUUUGUACUCUAAAAAAGUAUAGAGUUACCUGUCAGAUUAUUGUCAAAUUGUUUUUAUUGUAACUGAAAACAAAAACAAACUUUAACAUAUAUCUGUACCUAUAUAUCUAUAUGUAUAUAUAUAUAUCUAUAUAUAUAUAAAUAUAUCUAUAUGUAUAUAUAUAUAUGUAUGUAUACACUUACACAUAUACCCUUGAAAUAUGUUAAAAAGUAAUAACUAUUCUCUCUACGCACACUCAAAUGACUGUUGGGCUAUUUUGGUGGUAUCAUUAUUGUAAACAAGAACACAUUGAUGAAUUUAACCAGUUAUUUAUUCUGUGCAGCUUUCAUCUCCUUAACUCAUUCUGUUCACACAAUUUCCUAUUUGUUUUGCUGAAUCCUAUUCUCAAAGAAUUCUCCUAUUAUUUGUUUCAUCAUACUUUCUUCAUUUUCCCCCCUCUUUUUUUUAAAGUUGGAUGUCUUAAUAAUUGUAGUUGUAGUCGGGAGUUUAGUUUGAAAUAGUCGAGUGGUUCAGUCGUGUAAUAAUAAUAAUAAUAAAAAAAAAAAGCUUUUGAUUUUAGUUUGAGUUGGUGUGACUUAAAAGACUUACCACAGCUGUUUUAUGGCAGCACUGUACACAGACAGAGGGUUUAAUGUUAAAGAGCCAGUGAGUCGUUAACCCAAAUUUUGUAUCUAUUGUGAUACAACAAAACUGGUAAUAUAUUUGUUGACUGCCAAUAUGUUAAAUUGUAAUAGUGUUGAAAAAGAAAAAAAAAUUAAUUUCUUUUUAAUCUUGCUUUGACUUAAACCAUUUACUUUACAGGCCCACAAACAAUAUCUGCUAGAAACUAAGGUCAAAAUUACAAUUUAAUUUGCUUAGGCAUUCCUUAGAAUAAUUUAGUUUCAUUUUAGUCACACCUAAAACAUUCCAUUUGUAUAAAUACAACAUUUUUAGUCUGUAAAAUGUUUCCUAAACAUUACAAUAUUUGUAUUUCAAUCAUUCCAUCAUAGAAGUGUAUUUGGCUUCAACCAUUCCUUGGUCUAAAUCAAAGAAUUGACUUUGAACAUUAAGCAUGGUGUGAAAAUAAUUAUAAAAUCUUGACCAUUCCAUGAUCCAAAAUAAACAUCAAAUCUAGCAGGUAACACACAUAGGAAUCAUUGUUUGAUUGGGCAUAACCUGUACUCUUCUAUCAUUUAUGCACACAUAGACACACACACACACACACACAUAUAUAUAUAUAUAUAUAUGUAUGUAUAUAUGUGUGUGCAUGUAUGUAUAUACUUACACAACUGCUUUCGAAUCUGGUUUAAUAAUGUACCAUUUUAAAAGAAAUCUACCAUUCCUAUAUCUUAUAAAAGAUCACUGCUGUCACCUUAACAAUUUAGGUAUUUCUUUAAAUAUUACAAUCCAGUUUUUAUUUGAGAAAAAUUAAAGCAAUAAUUUUAUUAGAAUUAAUAGUGAAAGAAUAGAUUGCUUUUUUUUUUCACUCAGUUAUCAAAACUCUGUUUCUGUUGGUUCUUAUGUGUUUGAUAAUAUCUAUUGAGAUAGCAAGGAAAACAUUUAUUGAAAAAAAAACCCAAUAAAAUUAUGAAAGAAUUCCAAAAUUGUUGAACUUAAUAAAUCCGACAGUCAUGUUUUAAUACUUGGAUGGCUAUUUUUCUUUAUAAUUUUGUACAUUUUACAGUUGUGAAAAAUGUUAGAUCUUCUAUGUUAUCAUUUCCUGAAUAGCUUAAGGUUACCUUUCUAUAUUUUAUUCUAGUUAAGUCUUAAAAAAUAGCAAAAAAUUUCUUCUUAAACUAUGAUAUUUGGGUUUAUUUUUCAUAUCUACUGCCAUCUUUGUUAAUGUGAUAAUGGUGUAGGGUGAUGGAAAAUGGUUUCAAAUUAUCAUGUUGUUUCACCCCUCAUCUGUUUUGUAUGGGGAGAUACUUAGUGUGCUUGCCCUGGCCUGCUGAACACUUACGUAUCUUAUCAUUUGAUCUAUCCUAUGUGUGCCUCUCUUUUCCAGAAAUGUUCUUUACUCAAACAUUUUCAUGAACGGGUAAAAACCAAGAAAAUAUAUUGUUAUUAGGAUAAUCAUAGUUACAGAUGGAAUAUCUAAGCUGUUAUAAAAUUUUUUAAAAAUCAAAAAAAAAAAAAACCAAGAACUUAAUCUCAUCUUCAGAACCAAAUAAAAAUUAUGCUUAUUUGAAUAAAUUUUCACAUUUUCUCAAAUCAUGGUUUGUAGUUAUGAACAAGAUGCACACACAUGUUAUAAAAUUUUAGUUUUAGUUCAUAUAAUAAUAUUUGAAUCAUGCUAAGAAUUGAAGAACAAAAAUAAAAUUAUGUAAUUAACCAGUUUUAAUUCUGAAACUAUUUAGAUAUUUGCAUUUUAAGUUUAGGGCAUCUUUUUGAUAGAAGUUUGUAGGCUGUGAAAAAAAAAAAAAAGUUGUUUUAUUAAUCUGCUUCUGGUAUCUACAAAAUGCUUGAGGUUUUUUUAACAAAAUUUUUUUCAUUAGUACUUUGCUUCAUUGCCUGUUAUAUCAAUCUAUGGCUUUGAUGUCUCCAUAACUGAAGUUACUGGCAUGCAAUGUCUCAUACUCUUUACUGAGAGAAAGAACUUUGUGUUGUGUUUAAAUCUAAAAAAAAAAAGAAAAAAAAAAUUUUUUUUACCUUCAUGAAAAGCAAUGCAAUCUCCGGAGUUCAUUUUUUUCUUUAAAAAUGGUUGGAAUUUCUUCCUCUUGUUACCUAAUGAUUGGAGCUUUUUUUUUUUCUUUUGGUUUUAGGAGAUCUGCUCUAUAUUCCUAUUUGUGCAGCACAUACAUAUCUUUUUACUGGAUCCUAGUGUCUGCCAGUAAUCUUAUGUUCGCCCCAAGAAUUUAUCAUCUGUAUCUGGUGUCUCUAAGCUUGAUAAAGUUUGGUGUGCGACACUGUUUGUUAUAUUCUUAGGUUGAAUUCUUAAAGAAAAAAAAAAAGAAAAUGGUUCAAAAUAAUUUCUUUCAAUAAAACAAUAAAAAGAAUACAAACAGUAUUUCUUUUUUUUUUUAAGUUUUGUCUCCAUUUGCUGUAAUUGUUAGGACUGCUCUGAUAGUUUUAUUAAAAAAAAGUUACUGGGUUUAGACAUUAAUAUCACUUUUUACACAGAGUUUUUCAUAUUUCUAAAAAAAAAAUCAACAAAAAUGUUUUUAAUUAUUAUCUUUUUGUCUUUUUGAUUACUUCAUUGGACUAUUUAUAAUGACAGAAAACUGUCUUUAUUUUAAACUAGUGGAAACUAAAACUUUUUGGAUUGUUUCCUUUGUUAAACAUUUGUGUCUAUCUUAUUCUGUGGAAACACAGCCCUUUCUGGCUAAAAUAUUAAUGCCAGCAUUUAAGCAAUACCUGCUUUAAAUUGCUAACGGGAAAUAUAACUUGAUGAUAAAAUGUAUUUUGACUUUUUGAAAGUCAUUUUUUUUCUCAUUAACAUUUUUUCCUUAUUAGUUAUUAACAAAGCAUAUAAAUUACUUUGGAGUCUUGAUAACAAUGAGAUUUUGCGAACCUACUCUAAAUGUUGUCAGUUUUUUUGUUUUUUUUUGUUAUUGUUAUAUUAAAAUGUCUAAGCUAUCUCCCAAAAGUUUAGACAGGUAAUGGUAUUUGUAUUUUUCUGUGGUUUUAGUAAACUAUUCAUUUUACUACUAUAAAUUCAUGCACGCACAUCUCCAUUUAUUUAACUAAUUCUGGAGCGUGUAUACAUUAUAUACACCAGUACGCAUUUAUAUGUUAAAUUUUUUAAGUGUUUCAAACUGAAAAAUGUUUUGUGUGAUUUGGUGCGACUAAUUUUAUUACAGCUUCUUUUCCUUAUACAAAUGGUACUUGAAAAUGUUUUUUUUUUCUUUUUUAUGUCUCCCUUUACUUGGACAGUAAAAUGUUUUUAUUAUAACUACUUUUGUUUGUUCCAGGUCUAACAAAUCCCUUUUAUCAUCUUUGUAGUUACCAUCUAAUGUUAGUUACAUUUUAGUUCUUCAACUGGGUUGCAACUUGCAAACCAUACCAUUAUUCAUUCAGUACUACUCCAAACAGAAAUCCGUUCCAAUGUCCGGCAAAGACUGGAUGGUGCCAGUUCUGCCAUAUUUCCAUUCCUGAAAGCAGAAUCCGACCAAUUUAUGAUACUUGUUAACUUUAUUUUUUGUCUGUUGAUGUUAUCCUUGGAAAAAAAAAAAGAGAAAAAAUCUGGUCUGAAUAGUUACCAUUAGUUACUGCUGAAUACCUAACGCAUUGACUGCAUUUUGUACCAACUUUUAGUAACAAACUACAACAAACAAAAUCAGAAAACCAACCAACCAACCAACCAAUCCUUUCUAAGUGUAUUUAGUCACUGUUUUUUUUUUUUAAAUUUGUUAUAUUCCUUGAUCAUUGAUUACUAAAAGCACUAGUUGUGUAUGUUUCUAUAUUAUUGUUGUUGUUGUUAAAAAAGAUGAAUUUUAAAAUGUGGACUUGUUUUUUUCUUUCCUUUUUUUUUGUCCUUUUAAUACUUCAUUUGGUUUUGGGUUUAUAUAACUGUCAACUUAAUUCUUCAGCCAAACUAUCAACGCUUUUAAAAUCAGUUCCUUGGACAACCUGUCAAUGUUGACUCAUUUCUAUAGCCAUCCCGUUGACGUUAUUUCCUGUCGAUGUUGCUAUAGAAUCUAUAUCACAGUAUUAUAAAUUUGGGAUUCAUUAAAACGACAGUUUUU
Octopus sinensis (East Asian common octopus) is the source of this 11278-nucleotide messenger RNA. RefSeq names its product zinc finger RNA-binding protein-like. Gene Ontology annotation, cellular component: precatalytic spliceosome. The record is from RefSeq and is a predicted model, not a curated record. Lineage: Eukaryota; Metazoa; Mollusca; Cephalopoda; Octopoda; Octopodidae. Bases 187 to 1668 code for a protein of 493 amino acids. The transcript has a single exon. Gene Ontology annotation, molecular function: single-stranded RNA binding; double-stranded RNA binding.